Anopheles bellator is the source of this 2951-nucleotide messenger RNA. Its product is annotated as actin-binding protein IPP. NCBI's taxonomy places the organism in Eukaryota, Metazoa, Arthropoda, Insecta, Diptera, Culicidae. The record is from RefSeq and is a predicted model, not a curated record. The transcript is spliced from 5 exons. Bases 428 to 2308 code for a protein of 626 amino acids. Gene Ontology annotation, molecular function: protein binding.
CUCCGAAUCUGCCGAAAGCAAGUGAAAGAGUGGUGCAGGCGUGCAGCGAUGGCGGCGAUCGUUGAUUAAGACCCGCCGAUGGUUGCCUUGAUUAAGCAGCAGUGCAGCAGCCCCGAGGCGUGUAUAUCAUCGCAAAGAAGAGUCGGAAUAGGACAGAGCAGAAAACCCAGCACCAUCAGUUAGUGUGGAAAUUGUGAGCUGACGAAAGUGAGUUUGCAGCGAAAAGUGGAGAGAAAAAUCCACUUGCAAAAAAGCGUUUUUUGGCAGCGCCUACUACCAGCCAAUCUCAGAGCCGAAAGAAACCGUUCGAGAGCUGCCUGGGUCCUCCUCGGGUCCUCGUUUGCUGAGCAAAGAAACGUCACCAAAGGCAGCAAAAAGUGAAUUCCUUCGGCGAAAAACUACCAAAACAGAGACGCACACACGGAAGAUGCCACCACUGAACAGCUUUAACGGGAACGGCAACGAUUGCGGAGAUAUUAUCUGCUCGAUGGCUUCAUCCGGAGCGCAGCUUCCGGCGGUCGUCGCUUCCAAUGACCCCUCGCCGGCGGGGAUGCCCGGUAGCGGUGCUGGUGCUGGGCACGGCACCCCCAGCAAGCCCCGGUUUUCCUGUCCUCAUUACGCGCAGAAGAUGCUGCUAAACCUCAACGCGCUGCGACUGGAUGGCCGGUUUUGUGAUGUAGAGAUCCGGGCCAGUGGAACCACCACCAUUCACGCCCAUCGGGCGGUGCUGAGUGCAAGCUCGGCCUACUUCGAAGCCAUGUUCCGACCGGAGCUCGGUCUGAGCGAAGGCAAGCAGCGCUCCGUGACGCUGCACUCGAUCCGGGCCGAUAUCCUGGAGCUAUUGAUUGGCUUCAUCUACACCGGCCAAAUCGAAAUCGAACAGAGCAACGUACAGGAAUUGCUAGCGGCUGCCGAUAUGCUGCAGGUUCCGGAAGUGGUCGACGGUUGCUGCGAGUACCUGUGCCGGGAGCUGCACUCGUCGAAUGCCCUCGGCAUAUUGCGCUUCGCCGAAGCACACAACUGCCGCCAGCUGGCCGAAGUGGCCUCGAGCUUCGUGUACAGCAACUUUCCAAAGGUGGCGCUCGAGGACGAACUGCUCGACGUGCCGCACACGCUGCUGGUAAAGGUGAUCGCGUCCGAAGCGCUGCGCGUGGACAGCGAAUAUCAGGUGUUUAGGGCCGCGCUGCGCUGGAUCCAGCAUGACGUUGUCCCGCGCCGGCAGUACGUGUUCGAGAUCCUGUCGCACAUUCGCAUCGCACUCGUGGCGGUGUUGCUGAUCGAUCAGGCGAUCGACGAAUGUCGGGACGUUUCACUCAAGAUUGCACUGCGCUCGGUGCGCCGCGAUCUCACGUCCCGCCGUGGACAGCUCGUACCGUUGCGCGUUUGUCCGCGGGUUUGCGCCAAAAAGAGCAUCUACGUGAUUGGUGGUUCACGGCGGGAACAGUCGGCCGGAUGGACGCCAACGGAUUGGAUCUUUGAGUCGGUGAUAAAGUACGACAUCUUUGCCCGCGAGUGGACCGAGUCAGCCUCGAUGGAGAUCGGGCGGAUACUGCCCGGCGUGGCGGCACUCGGGGGGAAAGUCUACGUGAUCGGAGGCGAACGGGGCAGUCAGAUACUGGCGAACGGCGAGGUGUACGAUCCGCAGAACAACAACUGGGAACCGAUGGCCCCGAUGAAUGUGCCGCGCUGUGAGUUCGGCCUUUGCACGCUCGGCGGCACGCUGUACGCGAUGGGCGGCUGGAUCGGCGAGGACAUUGGCGGUUCGAUCGAGUGCUACGAUCCGAUGCGGAAAGCCUGGCGCAUGGUCGGCGAUCUGCCGGAACCGAAGUUCAGCAUGGGUGUAGUUAGUUUUGAAGGAUUAAUUUACAUCGUCGGUGGAUGCAAUACUCAUUCGAGACAUUUAACGGAUCUUAUUAGCUACAAUCCCGUAACGAACGAAUGGACGAAGCUCGCACGCAUGCAGACGGCCCGCUGUCAGAUGGGAGUGGCCAUUCUGGACCGUCACCUGUACGUGGUCGGUGGCAACAGCAGCCAGCAGGAGGUGCUGCGGACAGUCGAACGGUACAGCUUCGAUGAUGACAAGUGGUCAGUGGUUUCGCCGAUGACGGUUUGUCGCUCCAGUCCUGCGGUGGCUGCGGCCGAUGGCUUACUGUACGUGGCCGGUGGAGAUCAACCGUGUGAGAUUAACUUCUACCGCGCACAGAUCACGAUCAGUUCGUUCGAGUGCUACGAUCCGAUCGCCGACCAGUGGAAGGUGUGCCCCGAUCUGCCCACCAGUCGUUCCGAGGCCGGAGCCGUCGUCGUUUAAGCCAUUUUGAGUGGCACGGAACUAGUCCAGGUUUCAUGCCGUGGCCUGGAUUGACGGGAGUAGUAGUGGCCACAGUAUUUUCAUAUCUUCUUCCAUCCAUCAGUCGGCAAAGGGGCGGGGGAGUUGGAACAUAGACCGUUCACCAUAUUCUAUUUGCCAUUCGAUGGACAAUCGCGAAUCGAACCAAAGACACGGAGACGGGCAGACGCAAGAUGCGUCCCAAGACGGGCAGACGCAAGAUGCGUUUAACGAUGCCAAAAACGGGAGCAGAACUAAUUGGAGACGUUAAUGAAAGGAAAAUAAAUGUACGGGGGAAAACAGGUGUCCGAGACACAAGGAGAGUUUUCCUGAUAUUACCUGAGGAACGCUGGUGGCCACCCAAUUUCGUGCGCUCUGUGGGUUCUCUCUCCAUUCCCUCUGGACAGGGGAAGGGAACGAGAGAAUUGAGAAGGGAGACGGAUGGGAGAUGGCUUCUCGCUCGCGCCCGAUUUUGAACUCGAAAUUUAAAAAAAUACCAAAUUCGAUGCGAUGAUUUUUUUGCGUUUCUAUACUAAUUUCCGAUAAAAAUGUACAAGAAAUGCCGAACGUGAACAUUCGUUUUUCCCGUAUAUCACAUUUAUUUAUGUCUUGAAAAGGCUGCUGA